CACUGGAAUUCCGAAUGUGAUUUGUUUGAAAUUCCUUCGUCAGUAGGAAUAAUAAAUUCAGCACACACCAGUGUUUAGUUUAUGUGUAAUCAUUUCGGAUACAGUCUAAUUUGUCUCAAGUUCGCUUUGACUCCGCGUGAUCCUCGGCGAUGACCAUAGUUACCCUUGCCUCGUGUAAAGUUGUCGUCGGCACCGCUUCUGUCUUUGUACCGGCGGCUGUCGGAUCAGCUAUCGGCGGAAUAAUGACCGGCGGAAAACUCCUGUUCUCUGCUGCCUCCGCGACAAAGGCAUUGGGUGCCUCUACGGCGACUGGGAUGUCAACGGGAGCUAUUGCAGGGCUUGCUAACAAUCCCGUCGGUAUGUUGGUAGUAGGGACCUGUACCGGCGUUUUUGGACCCGGAAAUGAUAACUCUGAAUAUGGAAGUGAUCUUUGUGUAACAUACGACUGCUGGAAACCUAUUGUUCACGACGAGUCUCUGAUUCCGUCACGUGGAAUGCUUUUAAAGGACUUGUGCUGCCAUCCCGACGUUGCAUGUGUCAACGUAACGGAGAGUGACGUCAGCAAUUUGCCACACGUCCGCUUUGAAAACAAAUGGAAUGAAAUAUUUGAAAUUGAAUACAUGCUGCUUCCCGAUACGAACCAACUCUUUUGCCAUGCCAAUCCUAUUGUUAAAAGCUACUGACAUUCGAGUUUCAGUGUGCUACUCAGCUAUCGUUCUUAGCCACUCGAAAGUGGCAAACACUAUUGGUCUUGAUGUUAUUAUGAUGAACGACUUUUUGUAGUGGUGCAGUGAAUUUGCCUUGAGCUAUGUUCGUAUAUUUCGUCAUAUAAGGAUGUCCGGAUUAAUACAGUUUAAUGUUAACUCCUAUUUUCAAAUAUAUGUGCACAUGUAUCUUAAUCAUUUCACAGAACACACUUCAUUUAUGAAAAGGUUAUAUGGAUACAAUGAAUAAAAUAUAUACAAGUAA
Messenger RNA from Dreissena polymorpha, 969 nucleotides. RefSeq lists its product as uncharacterized. The record is from RefSeq and is a predicted model, not a curated record. The transcript has 3 exons. Bases 150 to 683 code for a protein of 177 amino acids. Lineage: Eukaryota; Metazoa; Mollusca; Bivalvia; Myida; Dreissenidae.